AUGUCAACAGCUUUGACACGAUUUUAUGAUUCAAAGAAGAAGCGCACAAUCUGGAUGCCUACAAAACUUAUCGGUGAUUUGAAGCCAAGAAUCGUUCGUAUGAAUAUUGAAAAAACUUUUACAACAUUAAAAAUGGCUCCACAAUGGUUCAAACAUGAAGACUAUACUAAUGCAUUAGAGAAUAUUGUCUAUCCACCAGAUAUUCAAGAUCAUCGUCCAUUCGAUACUAUCGCGCGUUAUAGAACAGCAAUAAAACAAAAUAACAUUGACUUUCAUCAAGCCUCGCUUCGUGCCGCCGAAGACGAUACUGAAACUCUGGUUAUUGCACUCGAUAGAUUUGCACAGACCUAUGGUGGCGAGUUGAGUUUCACUAAUCAGGAACUGUUGUUUAACAACACUGCCGAAUCCACUGCUUGCGGCGUUGCCAAUCUAAGUAGUGUUCACUUACUGGCAGCAGACUAUAUAUCGACUGCAAAUUUUGCGUUUCAAGUUUAUUUGAAUUAUGACACGGAUCUAGCACGGUCGAGUGAUACAAUGCAAACUUUUGUGUUGGACUUCUCAACCGCCAUAGCUCAAGAUCUUUCAUGCCAAAGGGAUUACGUGCGAAUAUUUUCGAUCGAGAAAGUAGCCGAACGAAAAGGAGAAACGAUUGUCAAAUUCGGUAUAACAACUCCUGAGCGAGUGACAACAGAACUACUCGCGAAAGAUCUUCAGACGCGUGCUCGAAAAGGUUUCAGGGAUAACCAUGUUCUUUCCAGCGUCAAACAAGACGAUUACGAAUGCCGAUGGAUGCCUCUGAUUUCAUUUUUACAAUUGCGACCUGCAGAUUUGGAUACAACGUUUAAUACCGACUACAGGAAGCCCAAUUUCCCCGGUGAAGAUCGUCGAGGCGGCUAUCCGUACUAUCUGCCACUUGGUUGGUAUCGUCACGCGUUGAAAGUCGCGGAUAAAUACCCAAAUGAUACCCGCUGGCUCGGGUGCGAAAACAUCGAAGGUGAAUGGCCCGUCGCUUUUCACGGUACGAAAGAUCACGCAGCAUUAGGCAUUGUAGAAAAAGGUCUUCAGCCGAUGUAUACAACGACGGAUCGGAUGUUGCCUGAAGCUAUACAACAGAAGGGGCCAGCAAUGGAUAAGCGAGGUAUUUACGUAGCAACACAUUGUGAUGGUGGAGCUGCAUCAUAUGCAACACCAUUUUCUGUGGAAUCAUCAAGACAGAAGAAGGAGACUUUCCGUCUGGUAUUUCAAUGCCGUGUUAGACCGGACUCGUUUACAAUUCAUAGUUUACCGGUUGAUCAAGGACAAGCCUGGCGUGCUGUGGAUGCUGAUGAUAUUCGACCUUACGGAAUACUUAUUAAAACUGAGAAAACACAAACUAGCCAAAAUGAGCACUUCAAUUAG
This is a messenger RNA of Rotaria socialis, 1398 nucleotides long. The record is from the annotation of a GenBank genome assembly. Lineage: Eukaryota; Metazoa; Rotifera; Eurotatoria; Philodinida; Philodinidae.